AUGUCGGCCGAUCAGGCCUGCGUUCGCUGCCGGAGACAGAAACGGAGAUGUGACAAGAUCCUUCCCUGCUGUACCCUUUGUAAAAGAUUGAAUAAGCAUUGUGACUAUCUCCUUCCAGCUGAAGCCCCUCGUCUGUUGCCCGUACCAGAUUGGGCCGACUUGACCCCUUCCAACCUGCGUCAUACCCUCGAAGCUCAGGUCUCAUCAAAUGUGGGCGAUAGACUGCAAGUGCAGGCCGCCGCAGCCUUUUAUUUCCGGACUGUACAUACCUGGUUCCCUAUCAUAUCGGAGCCCUCUUAUAAUAUCCGGUUAUCAAACAUACGCGUCCAGACGGCCAGUGCACCAUCCGACUUAAGCCUCUUGACCCUAUGUAUGGCCCUCGUUUGUAAGGGGCCUGUGGGGGGAGAGCUUCCUCUCUCGACCAGAUCGAUGUAUGCUUCUCUCAAGAGCUUUGUAGCUCUUCUUGAGGCGAUGGGGACGAAUUCGUUGGAAAUGCUGCAGAGUCGACUUCUCCUAACGGUCUUCGAGAUUGGUCAUGCAAUGUAUCCCUCCGCAUAUAUCUCCGCUGCAGCCAAUAUGCGCGCCGCAGUCUCCUUAGGAAUCAAUGCCACCUGCGAGGACCUGCGCAAGGCCUUCCGGGACCCACGGAAAGUCGAGGAGGCACGACAGACUUGGCGGGGCAUUGUCAUCACUGAUAGGUCAGAUCUGGCCCCCAAGGAAGCACACCAAAUGAUAUUCGUACUGAAGCAAGAGCCCGUGGUAGAUAUGUCUCGCUGGAGAAUGGCCAAGCACCCAAUACUCACAGAAUCUGAAGAUUGCGCGACGGUAGAAGUGGAUUCAUUCACUAGGCUGGCCCACGCAUCCCAGCUCUUGGAUCGGGUGCUAGUUCAUAUCCAUACGACCCAAUCGAAUCCCCUUUUUGAUAGCGUCGAGGCGGUCCAGAUUCUCAAAUCCCUAACCUCGUUUCUGGUGACCUUCCAAAGCGGUGAUACGGACCCACCGCAUCCUCUAUCGGAUAGCGCAUUGGCGCUAUGUAGAAGUGCCAUGCUCGAAACUCUCGAAGUUGGAUCUCACAUGAAUAUCCCCGACAAUGAGUAUUGUAUCCGCACAUCGAUUAAUAUUCUCAAGUCCCUCGUUUACGAGAUUGCGCGCGGCGCGGAAAUCUCUCCCCCGGUUGAUAUGAUGACUUUGUCCGUGUUUCUCCCUCAUUGCAUAUACAAGGCCGCUAUGGUGUGUCUUGGCGACGCCAGGGUAUCUGGGUGUGUCGAUCCGGAGCCGUCGAUUCGACCCUUGAAAGACCUACUAGGCUAUCUGGGUAUGAGAUGGGUGGCCGCAGUAGAACGUUACUUGGCAAAAGUUGAGACAUCAUAG
Molecule: messenger RNA, 1371 nt
Organism: Penicillium mononematosum
Lineage: Eukaryota; Fungi; Ascomycota; Eurotiomycetes; Eurotiales; Aspergillaceae
Exons: 5
Coding region: 1-1371 (456 amino acids)
Biological process (GO): DNA-templated transcription; regulation of DNA-templated transcription
Cellular component (GO): nucleus
Molecular function (GO): zinc ion binding; DNA binding; DNA-binding transcription factor activity, RNA polymerase II-specific
Source: RefSeq, a predicted model, not a curated record